AUGAUACCUUCUAACACAAUUUGCGUAUCGCAAGAGGGUCCCGCAAAUGCGUUAGCUUUGAAUAAAGACUGUUCACAAGUAGUAAUUGCUGGAAGAAAUGUUUUUAAAGUGUUCUCUAUAGGCGAGAAUGACUUUUCCGAGGUGUGUAAUCUAAGAGUGGGGAAAAAUUUGAAUUUAAACUUUUCUUCCAUUGAUGUUGCCUGGAGUACUAUUGAAGAAAACACCCUAGCCACAGCAGCAACUAAUGGCGCAGUGGUUGUAUGGAACCUGGGAAAAUCUGGCCGCUCAAAACAGGAACAUGUGUUCUCUGAUCAUAAAAGGACAGUCAAUAAGGUUAGUUUCCAUUUGACUGAGCCAUCUCUUCUCAUCUCUGGGUCCCAGGAUGGUAUGAUGAAAUGCUUCGAUCUUCGCAUGAAAGAGGUUGCUCGUACUUUUAUGAGCAACACGGAGUCGAUCCGCGACGUUCAGUUCAGUCCUCACCAAGCGCAUACAUUCGCGGCCGUGUCGGAGAACGGCACGGUGCAGGUGUGGGACUCGCGGCGCAGCGAGCGCUGCCUGCAGCAGUUCACGGCGCACUCGGGGCCCGUGUUCGCGUGCGACUGGCACCCCGACGUGCCCUGGCUGGCCACCGCCUCGCGCGACAAGACCAUCAAGGUGUGGGAUAUGCACGCCAAACCCAACCUGGAGCACACCAUUUACACGAUUGCUUCAGUCGGUCAUGUGAAGUGGCGACCUCAGAAGAAGUACCAGGUGGCGUCGUGCGCGCUGGUGCUGGACUGCGCGGUGCACGUGUGGGACGUGCGGCGGCCGCACGUGCCGCUCGCCACCUUCGCGGAGCACCGCGACGUCACCACCGCCAUCGCCUGGUUGUCGCCCGCCGCCUUCCUCUCCACCAGUCGGGACUGCAGCCUGUACCGGCACCGGUUCAGCGAGGCGGCGCACCCGGUGCUGUGGGCCAACCCGCAGGGCGUGUGCGUGUCCGCACGCGGGGAGCUCGCGCACGCCACGCCCGAGUGCCCGCUGCCCGCGCUCGCCGCGCACCGCUGCCCGCCGCCCCACGCGCCCGCGCCCGCGCCCGGCCUCGGACGCAAGCAGCCGACAGCAGGAUCGCUGGCGCCGAGCGCGCAGGCCGCGCUGGAGCGCGCCUUCCCCGGCGGCGCCGCCUCGAUGCUGGCGCGCCACGCGCCGGCGGGGGGCGCGGCGGGCGCGGGGGCCGCGGGGGACGGCGUGCUGCGGUGCGCGGCGCUGUACCGCAUGCGCGGGCAGCCGCCGCACGCGCUGGCCGCGCACAACGCGCAAGUGGCGCGCGACGCGAACCGACACUGCGUGGGGCACGUGUGGGAGGUGGUGCGCGCGGUGUGCUCAGCGCGAGCGGCGGCGCGGCGCGCGCCCGCCCCGCCCCCGCCCCGCGCGCCGCCGCCCCGCGCCGACCCGCCGCCCGCCCAGCCCGCCUACAGUGCUGUCGAAGAGGAACCGAUGGGAGAAGUAGAAGAAGAAUGGGCCGAGAACCAGUUCCAUAACAGUGGCGUGCUGGGUUUGCCAACGCAGAGUAUUUACAUCCCGCCCGCCAAGUUUGCUAAGCAGAUGCGCGAUGAUGAGGCGGGGUGUGGGUGGGUGUCGGCCGCUUCUGCGCACUACGUGGACGUGGAGGCAGCUGACUGGGCGCUGCCCGAGGAGGCCUUCCCGCUGCGCAGCGCGCCCCCCGCCCCCGACGCGCACCUGCCACACCUGCCACACCUGCCGCAUCUGCCACACCUGCCGCACCCGCCGCCGCACCCCUGCGACGAACACGACCUCGAUGGAGGUGAUGUGGUUCACUUCGUUUUUUAUUUAUUAGAGAGUAGGUUUUGA
Molecule: messenger RNA, 1851 nt
Organism: Parnassius mnemosyne (clouded apollo)
Lineage: Eukaryota; Metazoa; Arthropoda; Insecta; Lepidoptera; Papilionidae
Source: the annotation of a GenBank genome assembly